CCUACAUCAAACAUGACCAACUCACACCAAAAGGGCUCGACCCUAGCCAUGACCUUGGCCUUGCUCAUGCUUCUAGUAGCCAUGGCCUCCCGAGCCACUUCACGCACCCUCAACGACCCAACCAUGAUAGCCAGACACGAGCAGUGGAUGGCUCAUCACGGGCAUAUCUAUACAGAUGAAAAUGAAAAACAGUUACGUUUUCAAAUAUUUAAAAACAACGUCGCCUAUAUUGAGGCACAUAAUGCGCGUUUAGACCAAAGUUACACACUUGAAGUCAAUAAAUUCGCUGAUUUAACCAAUGACGAGUUUCGCGCUUCACGUAACGGUUAUAAAAAACAACCAGAUUCAGAUUCACGUGUGGUGUCCGGUUUAUUUCGUUACGCGAAUGUAAGUGCGGUACCAAAUGAAGUUGAUUGGCGAAAAGAAGGCGCGGUAACACCCGUUAAGGACCAAGGCAAUUGCGGAUGUUGUUGGGCCUUUUCGGCGGUGGCAGCCAUGGAAGGAAUUAACAAGCUUGAAAAUGGGAAACUGGUGUCGUUGUCGGAGCAAGAACUAGUUGACUGUGAUAUCGAUGGCAUUGAUCAAGGUUGUGAAGGAGGUCUAAUGGAGAACGCUUUCCAGUUUAUUGAAAAACGAAAGGGUCUAGCGGCGGAAUCUGUCUAUCCAUAUACCGGAGAAGAUGGGAUGUGCAACACCAAGAAAGCAGCCAUUCCGGCGGCCAAAAUCUCCGGCCACGAGAAAGUUCCGGCCAACAACGAAAAAGCUCUGUUGCAAGCUGUAGCAAACCAACCUGUUUCGAUUGCCAUUGAUGCAAGUGGAUAUGAGUUCCAGUUUUAUUCGAGUGGGGUUUUUACUGGAAGUUGUGGAACUGAACUUGACCAUGCUAUAACUGCAGUUGGAUAUGGGGCUACUAUGGAUGGGACCAAAUAUUGGCUAAUGAAGAAUUCAUGGGGUACAUCAUGGGGCGAGAACGGGUAUAUACGAAUAAAAAGAGAUAGCUUGGCGAAAGAAGGAUUGUGUGGUAUCGCCAUGGAUCCUUCUUAUCCCGUUGUUUGAAAAGCAUGAAGUAUUUAGACAAAGACGUUGAUAUUUAAGUGUGUAUAUGUCAUUUAUAUUGAACUUAUGUUAAAGUUACAUUGAUUAAAUGUGUAUUUAUAUCGGUCAAUCAAAAUGUAUAUAAACCUUGUAAAGAUCAAAAUAUAUAAACCUUGUAAAGUUAAAAGAAUUUAAUGUGAUUAUAUAUAAGGUUGC
Lactuca saligna is the source of this 1251-nucleotide messenger RNA. Lineage: Eukaryota; Viridiplantae; Streptophyta; Magnoliopsida; Asterales; Asteraceae. The record is from the annotation of a GenBank genome assembly.